Phaedon cochleariae (mustard beetle) is the source of this 940-nucleotide messenger RNA. Lineage: Eukaryota; Metazoa; Arthropoda; Insecta; Coleoptera; Chrysomelidae. The record is from the annotation of a GenBank genome assembly.
AUGGCAAUUCUACCCCCCGAUCCUGUGUUUUGUUUCAAAGGAGAUAUGGGAUAUAUUCACAACUUGAGUUUUUGCACUAGAGGGAACCAAUUUGUUUCUCACAUAUUAGCUGCUACUGAAAAGGGCAUUGUAUACUUCUGGGACCUGGAAACAAACAGACUUCAACACAAACAAGAAAUGGGUGGUUCCUUGCAGGCCAUAUAGGUCUAUAGAUUUUAGAAUCAUCACACAAGAAAAAACUGGCUCCAUCAACUUGUGGUCAGUAAAUGGUAGCAGCUAUGAGAUAACAGAUACCACCAAAUGUACUAGUGGCUACUGUAAGAGCAUUUUAGUGAAUGAAUCUUUAAUUGUUUCUGAUGAAAAAGGUACAGUAGAGAUUUUGGAUAUAAAUAAUCUGGAAAAAAUUGGUGUUUUGAAACCUGAUAUAUCAGCACAUGGGCAUAUAAUGGCACUGGAGAAAGUGAUGAUUGAUGAUAAAGUUUACAUAAUGGCUGGAUAUGAAACUGGCGACAUCAUAUUGUGGGACUUGAACACUUUCAAACCUUGUGGUCACUUAAAACUACAUGAACAAAUAACUUCGCUCACUUUCGAUCCGUGUACAAGAAGAGGGGUAUGUGGAAAUUCCUCAAAUUCCCUACAGAUGUUCACCAUUGACAAAGAUUUCAAUAUGUCUUUGAAGUUGGAGCUGUCGCUUACCAACGAAGGCUGCAACAUUGUCAAAUUGCGUCCGGAUAAAAAAAUUUUAGUAUCUGGAGGCUGGGAUGGAAGACUGAGAAUGUUCUCUUGGAAGACUCUAAGGAUAUUAGCUGUACUGGCAGAACAUAAAGGACCCAUAACAGAUGUACAAUUUUCACCACAUGUGGUGAAAUAUUGGAAUUCGAAUAUCAUGGCAGCCAGUGGAGCUGAUGGAAUCAUUAGUCUGUGGAGUUUGUACAAUUGA